Molecule: messenger RNA, 601 nt
Organism: Paramisgurnus dabryanus
Lineage: Eukaryota; Metazoa; Chordata; Actinopteri; Cypriniformes; Cobitidae
Source: RefSeq, a predicted model, not a curated record
GCCUGCUUUUUUCAUCUCAUCUUCCGCACAAGUGCCAUCCUCCUCUACCUCUUUUGUGAGGUAUUCAGCCGAGGGUUCAUUGUCAUCAGCAUGGUCACUAUUGUUGUACUUUUGUCAUGUGAUUUCUGGACAGUGAAGAACGUGACAGGGCGGAUGCUGGUGGGUUUGAGGUGGUGUAAUCGGAUUCAAGCAGAUGGACUCGGUCACUGGAUCUUUGAAUCCAGACCUGACACCAACAGAAAUGUUGUGUCAAACUCGGAGUCACAGAUUUUCUGGCUUGGUUUAACUGUGUCUCCACUCUUUUGGGUUUUCUUCGUGUUUAGUUGUCUCUUUGCCUUCAACAUUAAGUGGUUGGUGCUUGUGCUCUUGGGAUCUGUCCUGCAGUUGGCUAACUUGUAUGCGUUUGUGCGAUGCAAAGUGGGUGGUGGAAGUAAACUAAAGGAAAUGGCAACCAAUUACUUUGGCCUUAAGCUCUUAAAAAAGACUGAAGUAAACAAGAGGAGCUAUGAUGGGACAGAAGUGUUGUGUUAUAAUUAGCACCAUCGAGCCGGACUUUGCCAAUCUAGUAAUUGUUUUUGAUCCUUGUCUUUCUUUGUCAUAC